AGUGCUGUUUUGGAAGGCCAAAGAGUACAAAUCAGUCUUUGGUUCCGCAAACAGGCGAUUCUAUGCGCGAAGUUUGCCUUUGGGACAUGGUGCGGACAACAAAUCGAUGCCGGAGCGGGAGGGAGAGCGCUCGGAGCACUUCAGCCCAUACCUCUUCCUCCCUCUCUAUUCUUCUUCCUGUGCUGUACUGUUAUUGAACCCAAGCCAGAUGUCCAAAAGCGUCGCGUUCACGACCGCAACGGCCCUGCACUGUUCGACCGACCGAUCGUCUGUUGCAACCGACGCCCAACCCCUUGGCGAUGUUCAGGUGUUGCGCAGUAUCGUUCUUCGACGAGCUCUCUCUCGGAUAUUUUGUCGUCGCGUGAGAAAGAAUAAAGGAUUAUCAGCUGAGCCAGACAUCGUGCUUGAGAAUAGCGCUACGAGUGCAAUCAGAAGUGGUUGCAAUUCUAGGGACCUGCGACAGCAGCAGCAGCAGCUUAGUCUAGAAUGGAACAAUCAUCUAUACAAGUCUCAGAAAAUAAUAAUGGUGACGCCGAGGGCCAUGAUGAUCGCUGGGAUCUUCUGUAGUAUGCCGACCAGCCCAGGCCGUGGCGAAUUACCUCAGCUUGAGUCAAUCCGAUGUCAUUUUCCUACGUCGCUAUCAAAGCGAACCACGAUUCAAUUACUCUUAACUUUGGUUUAGGGAUCCGUUGCUCUCGAUCUUGCAUGUCAUUUCGGGAAAUGAUCGUUCUCAUGUCCCAUGGCCCUUAUGCCUUGCUGCAUCAAUGACUUUACUACGAAGUGAUAGGAAAGGACAGACGUCAUGUCGAAACAGCAGCAGUAACAGCAGCAGCAGAAACCACAGAAGACGAUAACUCCGGCUCGAAACAAUGAACCAAGGCGGACUUUCUUCUCGGCUCUAUGCGCGUCCUAACUAUUCUAUUUUCCUGACGUACUCGAUAGAUAACCAAACAUUCUAGAAGGCAUCAAUG
Molecule: messenger RNA, 971 nt
Organism: Aspergillus brunneoviolaceus CBS 621.78
Lineage: Eukaryota; Fungi; Ascomycota; Eurotiomycetes; Eurotiales; Aspergillaceae
Exons: 4
Coding region: 107-682 (191 amino acids)
Source: RefSeq, a predicted model, not a curated record